CGCAGAGAAAAUUCAAGCGUUAAAUGUGUAUCAUGCGAAUGUUACGUCAUAGGUUUACAUGCAUGUCUGACGUUGAGGUUAGUUGGGAUGGCCGGUACUUACAAGAAUUUUAUGAAAUUGUUGGAAUCGUGGCCGUUAGACAAAUCUAAAGUUGGCAGCGAUUUAGGACAACAUAUCCGUGACCAGCUGAAAAUUGCAUUUGCGAAAGGUGAGGCAACUACUCAACCAGACUUGGAACGGUGUAAUAGAUAUCAUGCAAGUUUAAAGAGAAUUUCUUCAAAUUAUCAUGGGCAAAUGCAUAAACGCACCUUGUUGAGCACAGCAAGUGGACUGAGCAAGGAACAAUGCAAUUUGGUACUAACCCCAGAAAUGUUGGAGUAUUUUAAUGAAGAAGAAAAGGGAAUAAUCACAAGAUAUUUUAAUAAAGCAAAGAAACUUAUAGUGAAAGAUGAUAAAAAGAAUUAGAUUUAUAUGCUUUGCAAAAAGCUAUGCUAAGAAAAGGUAUUUUAUUGACAGAACAGAUAAGCUACUGGCUAGUGUUAAUUUAUUAUGUUUGGCUGACAGAAGACAGUAUAGUUCACAAUCUGUUUCAAACAACAGUCCUCACACACCUGUUAUGGCACAGGAAGUAUUAACGUAUAUAAAACCAUCACCAGGUAAAACAUAUGUAGAUAUGACAUUUGGUGCUGGUGGACAUGCUGCUAAACUUUUAGAGCACUCACCUGAUGUGAGAAUAUUCGCGUUAGAUAGAGAUCCUAUAGCGUAUGAACACGCGCAGAAGCUAUCACAGAAAUAUCCAGGCCAAGUAAUUCCUUUGUUGGGUAGAUUUUCAGAGUUGCCACAAUUACUUAAAGGACAUAAAAUUAAGAGAGACAGCAUAGAUGGCUUUCUGUUUGAUUUUGGUUGCUCGUCAAUGCAAUUCGACGUAGCAAAUAGAGGUUUCUCCUUGUCAAAAGAUGGUCCGUUGGACAUGAGGAUGGAUGGAUUUCGGUGUCCGGAACAACCUACCGCCGCGGACGUAUUGGAGAGAGCGACCGAAGAAGAGUUGGCUCGUAUCAUAAAGGUAUAUGGACAGGAGAAGCGAGCCAAGAAAAUCGCGCGUGCCAUUAUUGAAGCCAGAUAUAUGUUCAGAAAAUUAAAAACGACCAAAGAACUGUCUGAGCUAGUCGAGUCUGCUCUAGGUGGUGAAAUCAGGAAAGACAGUCUCGGUAGAUUUUCACACAGUGCUACAAAAACGUUUCAGGCACUUAGGAUUUUCGUUAAUAACGAAUUAAACGAAAUCAAUUAUGGAAUACUUCUCGCCCAGAUAUAUCUGAAAGUGUCCGGCCGUUUAAUAACGAUCAGUUUCCACUCGCUGGAAGACACUAUAGUCAAGAGACACAUCACUGGAAAUAUAACGGAUGAUCUGGCCAACACCGCAUCUCUAAAAUAUGCGAGUCGUGACAAAACUUUCACUGAGAAUGAGCUCGAACGUUUCACAGAGACACCGUGGAAAAUGAUACACAAGCACGUCCUAAUACCCACAGUCGAAGAAAUUGAAGCAAACCCGAGAGCACGAUCGGCUAAGUUCCGUGCCAUUGAAAAGGUGAAAUAAAUUUUACGUAUUGUAUACUCCAAUAGUUACAGACGUUCUUUUAUUGUUUACGUACGCUGAGAUUGUAUACUUGUGUAUACGACAUUCUGUCAAAUAAGAGUUGUAUGGAAAUUAAAAUUUUUUGACUACUA
This is a messenger RNA of Odontomachus brunneus, 1725 nucleotides long. RefSeq names its product probable methyltransferase-like protein 15 homolog. The transcript has 2 exons. Bases 449 to 1594 code for a protein of 381 amino acids. The record is from RefSeq and is a predicted model, not a curated record. Gene Ontology annotation, molecular function: rRNA (cytosine-N4-)-methyltransferase activity. Gene Ontology annotation, biological process: rRNA base methylation. NCBI's taxonomy places the organism in Eukaryota, Metazoa, Arthropoda, Insecta, Hymenoptera, Formicidae.